Maniola jurtina (meadow brown) is the source of this 2770-nucleotide messenger RNA. Its product is annotated as zinc finger protein 260-like. Gene Ontology annotation, molecular function: RNA polymerase II cis-regulatory region sequence-specific DNA binding; DNA-binding transcription factor activity. NCBI's taxonomy places the organism in Eukaryota, Metazoa, Arthropoda, Insecta, Lepidoptera, Nymphalidae. The record is from RefSeq and is a predicted model, not a curated record. The transcript is spliced from 2 exons. Gene Ontology annotation, biological process: regulation of transcription by RNA polymerase II. Bases 189 to 2438 code for a protein of 749 amino acids.
UUGGACUUUGGCCCAUUUGGCCCUUUGUCCUUGGUUCAUUUUUUUAUUUGUUUUUUUUUAUAUGGUUUCAACCAUUUCAACUUUCAAGUUUUGAUUGAUUACAUUCCUACCAUACCUACCUAGUACUUACCUCGUUAGAUAGUAGAUAGUUUUUUAGGGUUUUAUUAAAUACCUAUCAAUUUUUAAAAAUGCAGUGUUUCGUGCCUGUCUGCAGUAAUACGUUAAGAACACAGUCCGAUUCUCCUGGAAUUACUUUUCACAGGUUUCCCACCACACCCAGAGUCCGCACGGCCUGGCUCCAAGCUCUCAAUAAACAAGGAUCUCGCGUGCCACGUGGUGCCGUAGUUUGCUCACAGCAUUUCCUGACCGAUGACUUCUGUGAAACAAGGAGUGGGUUGAAGAAAAUUCGGCCCGGAGCUAUUCCUUUUGUGCUAAAUGACAUACAAUCGUCUGAUGAAAGUCAGAAACCAACAGGUGAACACAAACAGGCAGGAACAGACAUUGUAUAUGAGGCACUGGACACUAUUAAAAUAAAAAAUGAACAAUCACAAGAGGCUGUUUUUGCUAUGGUUAGUGAGACACUUUUUAAACAGGAACCUUUAGAUCAGGAAGUUACGGAGCUAAAUUUUGAUAAUUUCUAUGAUGCAAACUUUGAUGUGUUUAAGAAUGAGAUAUAUGAAAAUAGUAUAGAAAUAAAAAAUAGUAACAGAAAAGAUACUCUAUCUAUAACAAAUUCAAGUCCAAGGACUGAGAUUGAGAUGCUGGAAUUACAAAAAAGUGACGAAGAAGGUAAGAGUUUAGAAACCCAUUCAAGUCCACAUAGUGAUAAAGAGGAACUGAACAAUGUAACUGCAUCAAAAGGUUGUAAUCAAAACAAAAAUCUAUCGAGUCAAUUUAUCAGCAGGAACAGUAAGAGAAAUCGGCUCAUUUGUGAUAUUUGUCAUAGGACUAGUAAAGAUAAAACUAGUUUAGUUCAUCAUAUUAUGAGAGCUCACACUGGGGAAAAGCCGUACUCCUGUGCGCACUGUCAAUACAAAUGUGUGAAUAAAGGAUACUUAAGAUCUCACAUGAAGACGCACACUGGUGAAAAAUCCUUCACAUGUGAUAUUUGUAAAAAAAAAUUUGCAAACAAAACUGCUUUAAUCAUUCAUAUGAGGACACAUACGGGCGAGAAACCCUAUGCAUGUGAGCUAUGUCAUUACAAAACUGGAUCUAGCAGUGGCAUAAUUCACCACAUGCGUUCUCACCUUGUAGAAAAACGUUACCAUUGCAAUGUGUGUCAAGCUCAAUUAAAAACAAAGGAUACUUUAAGGAACCACAAGAGAAUUCACACUGGGGUCAAACCCUUUUCUUGUGAUUAUUGUGAGUAUAAAUGUGUAAAGAAAUGUUCAUUAACUGUACAUAUAAGGAAACACACUGGAGAAAAACCAUACUCAUGUCAGAUUUGUCAAUAUAAAUUUUCGAGUAACGCUGGUUUAUAUUUGCACAUGCUUACUCACACUGGGGAGAGAGCUCACUCGUGUCAGCAUUGUCAUUCAAAAUUUUCGAGAAAAAGUUAUUUGAAUAUACACAUGCGUGUUCACACUGGCGAAAAACCUUAUCCUUGUAAAUAUUGUGGCUUCCAAUGUACAUCAACAAGUGGACUAAAACUUCAUACAAGGAUUCAUACUGGCGAGAAACCAUAUUGCUGCAAGCAUUGUGGGUAUAAAUGCUCAAGUGCAACUUCUCUAAGAGUCCACAUGAAUGUACAUACUAGACAAAAACCUUAUGCGUGUCAGCUCUGUCCAGUAAAAUGCGCGCGAAAAAAUUACCUAAAGACUCAUAUGAGGGUUCACACUGGGGAGAAACCUUACUCUUGUGUAGUGUGUGACUGUAAAUUGUCAUCCAAGUCAGGAUUAAAGAGCCAUAUUAAGUACGUACACAACAGGGAAAAACCUUUUUGCUGUAACUAUUGUCAGUAUAAAUCAACAAGCAAACAUACUUUACAGUAUCAUAUAAGAACUCACACUGGUGAGAAACCGUAUUCUUGUCAGCUAUGUGACUUUAAGAGUUCUUCUAAAAAAGGUGUGCAACUUCAUACCAGGACUCACACUGGUGAGAAACCCUAUUGUUGCAAUGUUUGUCAUUAUAAAUUUGCGAUGAGUUCUGGAUUAAAGAGGCAUAUGAGAACUCAUACUGGGGAAAAACCUUACACUUGCGACAUGUGUCAAAAUAAAUUUACAAGGAAAAGCGAUGUUAGUAUACACAUUAUGAUGGCUCACGAUGGCAAGAAACCUUAUCGUUGCAAUGUUUGUCACUAUGAAUGUACAGUGAGUGCAGCUUUAAAGAGGCAUAUGUUUAUUCACACUAGGACGGAACUUUAUUCUUGCGACGUUUGUCAAAAAAAAUUUACGAAGAAAAUCAAUUUAAGAAAACAUAUGAGGAGUCACACAUUUUAGUACCUAUCUGAGUGUAAAAUCGCGAGUAUUUUUUGCUUAUUUUGCACUCGUUUCUGACAUCCGAUUAUCGAAUGACUCAUGCUUAGUGACGAAGGUGCAGUGAUGAAAGUUUAGAGUUCAAACAAUUUUUGGCUACUUUUUAGCGCGCUUUCUUUUUUUACUAAUCUUUUGGCGCGUGGCCAAAAUUCGAACUAAUCCGCCAUCUUCUGAUCUUUCGAAGUGUCACGCUGUCCCUUUGUAUUUUGUACUAGCUGAUGCGCGCAGCUUCGCCCGUGUGGGUUCGUCAGAUCCCCUGCAGCAUCAGGAUUGAGGAGUUGGACUCCAAAUUUUUU